Owenia fusiformis is the source of this 5208-nucleotide messenger RNA. NCBI's taxonomy places the organism in Eukaryota, Metazoa, Annelida, Polychaeta, Sabellida, Oweniidae. The record is from the annotation of a GenBank genome assembly.
GUGAGAUACCUCUCACUAGACUGUAGAGACGGAAAUCGGAAAAAUGGACUCGAUCCAAUGUUCUUUGAAACGUACUUCCUUUAAAAAUAAUGUUGUUUCGAAGACAAGUGAAUCAAGUCCGUGAUUGGAAAGAGAUAAAGAUUUAGCGAUUCAAAACUUACCUCUCUUCAAACUUUUAAAAUCACUGCUUUUAAUAGAUGGCAGCACUAGUUUUGGCGCAAAUCAAUUAUCAUUCGAGAAGCUUUUUAUCAUACUUGUUGAUAUGUACUUGUUAGACAUAGAAAUUAAAUUUAUUGUACUGAUUAUAUACAUUUUGAAUUGUUUUUAUUUGUUUAUCACAUGAUAAUAAGUAAUACCAGUGUAUUAUUCACUAAAACCUAAUGACAGGUCCCUGGUUAAUUGAAACUCAUAUUUCGCGUACCAUGUAGCUUGAAUUAGAAAAUAAAAUGUUAAAACUAUUUUUGAUGAAAUAUCCUCAAUACACACCAAUAUGCAAGGGACAAAAAGUCUACAUGAAGCUGCAAACAGAACAGCCAUGAUACUUCAUCCUUGACUCCCAAAACCUAAGAUGGGUCCAGUCUUCUUUAUAGUGUGGACUAUAUGGCUGUCUGUGCAGGGAGUCUGCAGUGGGCAUAAAGAAGAAUGGAGAGACAUUGGUGAUAUUCUUCAACCAGAUGCAGAGGACUUUGAUUUCCCAGAUGCCAUAGCUUAUGUUGGAAAGCUGUUCCUUUAUCCCAUUCCUUCUGAAUUGAAAGCAACCUCUAUAAAGGUUGUAGAGGCAGGUAAAGGAACCUUACCUAACUGGUUACACUUCAAUGAUUCAUCCAACAUGCUCCAGGGAUUACCCACACUAUCAGAUCAGGGUCCUGUUUACAUCAAUGUCCACAUCACAAAUCCAAUAAUGGAUAAUACACAGAUAUUUCAAAUAACAGUCAAAUCAUUGCCAGCUAUAGUUAACUUAAAGGCUGUGAAACAGUUGAAUUACAUAUCAAAUAAUAUGCAUCAUAGAGAAUUGACAGAACAGUUCAUGACUUAUAAAUCAUUUACCUGUGAGCCAUAUGAGAUUACCUUUAUUGCCACAUUACAGGUAAAUAUAGACAUGGAGGAUAUAUCUGCCGAAGAAAGGAUUGAUAUAGUUAGGCGCUAUGCUCAUUUUGUAUCUAAGAACGCUGUUGACUUAACUUUUGUGACGUCUUCCUCUGUGAAACACCCAGAUAUACACAUCUUAGCUGCUGGACCGGGAAAUGCUCAAAUUGAUGAAUCCCUCCAUAAAGUUGGUGUUGAUUUAAGUUGGACUGUAGCAUGUGGGACAUUUAGUGAAAUACAAAACUUUGAGCAUGUACUUGAACAUAACAUUGGCUCCAAGCGAAUCCCAGGGGAAAUUGGUUAUGAUGUCAUAGGCUGGAGAAUUGAAUCUCAUAGAGCGUUGUCUGAACUCAGACAAUCACGUCAUCAUUUACGGCAUAUAAGAGCUGUUCAAACUCCCGUCCCUACUCCAGUCUUCACAGCCAGUAGUGUACCAAGCACAGUUGUGAUACCUUCACCAGAACAAUCACAGACUGCUAUGCACAGUGCAGGAUCAGGUGUAACUGACCAAGUUCGAACACAGCGAUCAACAAUAGCAGAGAGCUCUUCAACAAUCGAUCUAACAGCAUCAGAGACAGUUGAUAUAUCGCCUACUGCUGUCCAAACUAUGCUUUCUGAAUCUGUACAUGCAUCAUCCACAUCUGGUCUCUUUAGUGAAGUUUCAUCUGAUUUUUUGCCAUCAUCAAGUCUAUCUGUAGCAUCAUCUUCACUCAUAUCAAGUUCUGCAUUAGAGUCAUCACUUGAUAUUCAGUCAUCAACUUCAACUCCUUUGUUGUCCAGAACUUCAUCCAUUGAACCAUCAUCAAGUUCAUCUAUAGCAUCAUCUUUACUCAUAUCAGGGUCUGCAUUAGAGUCAUCACUUUAUACUCUGUCAUCAACUUCAACUCCUUUGUUGUCCAGGACUUCAUUCAUUGAACCAUCAGUAACUUCUGAGCCAGUUUCUAGUUCAUUUUCCCGCCAAACAAGUGUCAGUAUUGAGUCAUCAUAUGUUGAUGUAUUUAGUUCUUUAACUAUGAUUGUAACCUCUGUUAUUGAAGACUCAACAUCCUUUGUAUCUGAGUCAUUUUUAACUGAAUCUUUAGACUCAACCUUAGUGCAAUCAGAACCAAGCAUGACAAGCUAUACUAUUCAAAGUACAGAGCUUGCAACAUCUAGCUUAAGCAUGAAGGCCUCUUCAAUGUCAUUUGAUGAAAGAACGUCAUUCACACCAACAGUUGAAUUCAUGUCAUCAACAGUGGAACAAUUAACACCUUCAUCAGUGUUAUCUUUGAUGUCAUCAUCUUCAGAUAACAUGACCCCUAGCCCUACAUCUAGCCAUGAUUUGCCUGUUACCUCAACAGUAUUACAAAGUGAAUAUUUUACCAUUCUGCCAACAGGUUCAUCUGUUUCAUUUGUGCCAACUUCAUCAUUUGAUUCAACUGCCAUUUUUACAACCCCCUUGUCAUCAUCAAAUCUUGAACUUACAAGUUUGACCUCAAAUGUGCCAUCAGUUGUUAUGUCAUCAACAGUUGAGGAUAUUUCAUCAACGGGACUCUCAGAGUCCUCUUCACCAUUACAGUCACUUACAGCAUUAUUAACUGCAUCAUCUGUCUCUGUUAUAAGUUCAUCAUUUGUUGCUUUAGAAUCCUCAACAGUAGGACCAUCUUUGCCUGUAUUCCUAUCAUCAUCACAACCUUUUUCAUCUACUGAUCUCGCAAUCUCUGCUUCAAUACUUGAUUCAAGUUCAGUAUUAUCAGUUGCUUCGUCAAGUUUAAUUGAGGCAACAUCAGUAUUCUCUUUGUCAACUGAUUCAUCAUUUUUGCCUGAUGCUACAUCUACAGCCAUACCCAGUUCAUCAUUCUCAUUGACUUCAUCAUUCUCUACAUCUUUUGGACCAUCUAUCAUAUCAACAUCAACUACUCUAAUCUCUGAUUUCCAAACAAUGAUUACAUCAGCUUUCAUAACAUCAUCUUCAAUUUCACCAUCGUUUGUGUCAUCAACAGCGACAAGAGCCUCCUCAUCAUUUCUGCCCUCUUUUACAGAGUCUUAUUCAGUGGUAAGCCCCUUAUCAUACAAAUCAACCACAAUGUUUAUACCAGUGUCUACACCAGUUACAUCAUCUCUUAUGGUUAUAUCAUCAAUUUAUAUCUCACAAUCCUCAUCAUAUGAACUACCAACAAUGUUUAUUUCAUCUUCUUCACCAAUUUUAUCCUCUCCUGUAGUGUUUUCAUCAUCAAAUGAUUUUGUCAGUUCAGCUGUCAUUUCCUCUACCAGUUCAUACUCUAUACAGUCAAGUCAAGCAUCAUUAAUAUCAAGUGAGAUCAUCCUAUCAUCUUCAACUGAUCUUUUCAAAUCAUCAAGCUUUCUCAGUCCAUCCUCAAGCCAGUUUAUCUCAACAACAAGUUUAGUCUCUUCAAUAUCCAGAAUGUAUUCUUCAACGGUAGAUGCAAUUGUGUCAUCAAGUAAUAUGGGAUUAUCAUCAUCUAGUAUCUCGAUGUCCUGGCCAACAUCUACCAGUCUGCCUGUAUCUAGUACUCAGCCUGUGGUCACCACAACAGUGGCACCUGACCAUCCUCCUGUCCUAUACAACCCCAUAGAUAUUAUUAAUGUAAGACUUGGAGAAUACUUUACAUACAAAAUACCUAGUGAUACCUUCCAUGACUUUGAAGAUGGCGACACAAACAAACUCAGCCUACAUCUACAGCCUGUUGAAAUUGAUACGAACAUUGUACGAACUUGGGUAAAACUCAACACAUCGACGAGUAUAAUCUACGGACUACCUGUUAUGAAUGAUCUCAUGCCUUUUUCGGGCACAAGAGUGCGAGUGGAGUUUAUUCUCACUGCUGAAGAUACUAGUGGAUUACUGGCGCAUGAUGCCUUAUACAUCGAAAUUGAUACAACAAAUAUUUAUACACUCUCAUUCAUAUUUUAUGCAACAUUUGAAAUGGAUUAUACAACAUUUAUAAAAGAUGUGGAUAUUUUGAUACAGUUGCUUUCUAAUGUUGGUGCUUUUUACGGGGAUGAUAAUUUAGAUUUUAUAACCGUAUAUAACAUUUUUGAAGGCUCUGUUGAGAUAGCAUGGAGCAAUAACAGUGUAACAUCACAAUAUUGUGAUAAUACAACGAUACGUACUUUGUAUGAAAAACUCAUACAAACGGAUAAAGGAUCUCAAAUGGAAAUACCUAGUCAGAUAUUUCAGAAUACAAUGCUGCCUUUUAUAGUUAAAAGUGUUAAUUAUACCCUUGAAGGGGUAUGCCUGGGCCAGGGAAUCGGAGUCAUUCCGCCCCGGCCUACAGUCAUAAUAGGACUAGCCACUCAAUCACUCUAUAACAUCUGGUUAAGUACAAUUCUACCAGCUGUCGUAAUCGCUGUGUUGUUGUUCCUCGUUGGAUUAAUCCUGUUUAUUUUCUACCGCUAUAGAAGACACAGGGGGCAUAUGAAACCAGAGGAUAAAGUGACGUAUGUUAAUAAUAGGAAACCUUUGUUUCUUCCGCAAGAGGUUGAGAUGCACGAGACACCAACGAAGCCAGCCAGGUCAACAGUUUUGGACCGAGAUCGGGAAGAUCCAUCAGUUAGACACUCUUAUCCAUCUACAUCUCAGCCCACGCCACCUCAGUAUAAACUGCCACGGGAUGCCAUAUUUGAGGAUAUAUUUGGACCAGUGAAUAGUCCACCGCCAUCUUACCAUAGUGGAAAUUCUACGCCAACUAGGUUACCCCCAGUGUAUAAACUACCCCCUCCUUAUCAGCCUAAGAUGAAUUCUAGUGAUGUGUAAUUUGUAUUUUGGUGUGGGUAUAUACAAUUAGCUUACAGUGUUUUCAUUGGAAUAUCUGACAACAGGCAGAAAAUGAAAAUAAUGGGCAAAAUAAAGGGAAAUUAUGAUUUUUACAUUGAAACAGUAUUGCAAAAUCCUGAAAAAUUGUCUAUUGGAAGCUGUCAAUGAGUCUCCUGGGCCUGACUUCAGUAUUUCAUAACUAUGUAUUUAUGAGUGAAACUCGGAAAGUGUCUUUGAUAAACAAUGUAUUUAUGAGUGAAACUCGGAAACUGUCUUUGAUAAACAAUGUAUUUAUGAGUGAAACUCAGAUCAGGGGUCUUCUAAAGGGUCUCAUUGUAUGUUGACUUUCACAUUCUGAUCCUAUUUGA